AUGCCGGCGUCAGUAUCUUCCAAAUCCUCGAAUGAGGUCAAGGCCGAAAAAGCAGCCGCCAACAAUGCCAACGAGAACGGCGCUCGCGUUCUCCAUCAGCCGGCGGAGCUCAUCAACGAGGAUGACGCCAUGCUCGCAUCCCGUAUGGGCCACAAGUCCGAGUUUGCCCGAGAGUUCAAGAGCUUCUCCACCAUCUCGUACGCGUUUGCCAUCAUGGGUCUCGUCUCGUCGGUCGCUACCACCUUCAACAGUCCUUUCACUCUCGGUGGUCCUGCUUCGACCGUCUGGACGUGGGCCAUCGGCUCGUGCUUCAACAUGACGCUCGGUCUCGCCAUCGCUGAGCUCGUCUCGGCCUAUCCUUCUGCGGGUGGUCUCUACUCGGCUUCUGGUCUGCUCGUUCCUCGAAACCAGCGCGCUUUUGUCGCUUGGUUGACAGGAUGGCUCAACUUUACCGGACAGAUCGCCGGUAUCGCCGGUACCGAGUAUGGUUUGUCGCAGAUGAUCUUUGCAUGGGCCUACGUGAUCACCGACGGCCGCUACGUUGCCUCGACGGGCGCCACCGUCGGCCUCUACAUUGGUCUGCUCGCCCUGCACGGUCUCAUCAACUGCUUUGGUAUCAAGACGCUCGCCCGUCUCACGUCCUCGUAUGUCAUCGUCAACCUUGGUAUCACCCUCAUCAUCAUCAUUGUCGUGCUCGCCAAGACGCCUCUCGACCAGAUGCACUCGGCCUCUUACACGUUCACCGAUGUUAACAAUGGCAGCGGCUGGAGCAGCAGCGGUCUCGCCUUCUUCUUCGGUCUCUACUGCGUUCAGUUCGUCAUGACCGACUACGACGCCACCGCUCACAUCUCUGAGGAAGUUUCGCGUGCUGCCAUCGCCGCUCCCGUCGCCAUUGUGGUCGCCGUUGCCGGCACCGGUGCGCUCGGAUGGGUGCUCAACAUUGUCAUGGUGCUCGUCAGCGGUGAUGUCGCGACUCAGGACAUCUCGACGUGGCCUGGUGGCCUCGCGUUCGCACAGAUCCUGUAUUUGCGUGCUGGCAAGGUCGGCUUCCUGAUCAUCUGGCCCUUCGUCUGCUCUGUCGCCUUCUUCGUCGUCACCACUGCGCUCCAGGCCAACGCCCGUUCCUUCUACGCCUUUUCGCGUGACAACGCCCUGCCCGACCGCGGAUUUUUCGCCAAGGUCAACAAGCGCACCGGUACCACCAUCAACGCCGUCUGGCUCGUCGUCAUUCCCUGCAUGGCGCUCGGCUGCCUCGCAUUCGCCUCGUAUACGGCCGUCACCGCCAUCUUUGCGCUUGCUGCCCUCGGUAUGGACAGCAGUUACCUCGUGCCCAUUGUGGCGCGUUGGAUCUACUGGGACCACCCAGACGUUCAGUUCAAGCCCGGUCCGUUCACUUUGGGACGUGGUAUCCUCGGCAAGACGGUCAACACCAUCGCUAUCUUCUGGACGUGCUUCGAGUGCAUCAUCCUUGCCAUCCCCACGGUGCAGCCAAUCACUCAGUUCAACUUCAACUACUCUUGGGUCAUCAUGGUCGGCGUGCUGCUCAUCGCCACCGUCUGGUUCGUUGCCUACGCGCACAAGCACUACCAAGGUCCCCGAAGCACACUGUCUCAGGAACAGAAGGAGCAGCUCGGUGUUGUUUCCCGUGACGAGGAGGAGAUCCACCACUAG
Molecule: messenger RNA, 1671 nt
Organism: Pseudozyma hubeiensis SY62
Lineage: Eukaryota; Fungi; Basidiomycota; Ustilaginomycetes; Ustilaginales; Ustilaginaceae
Exons: 1
Coding region: 1-1671 (556 amino acids)
Biological process (GO): amino acid transport; transmembrane transport
Cellular component (GO): membrane
Molecular function (GO): transmembrane transporter activity
Source: RefSeq, a predicted model, not a curated record